Molecule: messenger RNA, 1728 nt
Organism: Mangifera indica (mango)
Lineage: Eukaryota; Viridiplantae; Streptophyta; Magnoliopsida; Sapindales; Anacardiaceae
Product: serine carboxypeptidase-like 25
Exons: 8
Coding region: 78-1499 (473 amino acids)
Biological process (GO): proteolysis
Cellular component (GO): vacuole
Molecular function (GO): serine-type carboxypeptidase activity
Source: RefSeq, a predicted model, not a curated record
GUUUCAUUGACUCCUUAUUUACUUCACAUCACUUUCUUUCUCUCUUUCUUUCUUUUUCUUUCAAUUCAAUUCUCUUCAUGAAGACCAUGAACAUGGCCAAAGCUCAGAUCUUUCUGCACAUUCUCCCUCUUUAUCUCUUGCUAACAUUGAAUCUGUCAACUCUAGUUAUGGCUUCUCCUCAAGAAGAGGAAGCUCAUGAUAAAAUCACUUCUCUUCCUGGCCAACCCAAAGUCUCCUUCCAACAAUUCUCAGGCUAUGUCACAGUUAACCAAGCCGUUGGAAGAGCCCUCUUUUACUGGCUUGCUGAAGCCAACACUCUCCCCUUGUCUAGACCUCUGGUUAUUUGGCUCAAUGGAGGUCCUGGUUGCUCUUCUGUGGCAUACGGUGCUUCUGAAGAAAUAGGCCCAUUUAGAAUCAACAAGACUGCUUCAGGAUUGUACCUCAACAAGUUCUCAUGGAACUCUGCGGCCAACCUCUUGUUCUUAGAAACCCCAGCUGGUGUUGGCUUCUCUUACAGCAACCGCUCAGCCGAUUUGCUAGACACCGGCGACCGCCGCACUGCUAAGGACUCACUGGCAUUCCUGAUCCGGUGGUUGGAAAGAUUCCCAAGAUAUAAAGGCCGAGAAGUUUAUAUUACUGGAGAGAGCUAUGCAGGCCAUUAUGUUCCUCAGCUGGCUAGACAGAUUAUGAUCUACAAUUCCAAGUCAAAAUCCCCAAUAAAUCUCAAAGGAAUUAUGGUGGGCAAUGCAGUUACAGACAACUACUAUGACAAUCUGGGGACUGUGACUUAUUGGUGGAGUCAUGCCAUGAUCUCUGAUAAAACAUAUAGGCAACUAAUCAACACUUGUGAUUUUAGAAGGCAGAAAGAAUCAGAUGAGUGUGAAUCUGUUUAUAGUUAUGCCAUGGAUCAAGAGUUUGGGAACAUUGAUCAGUACAACAUCUAUGCACCUCCUUGCAACAAUUCUGAUGGUAUCACUGCUUCUACUCGCCAGACUAUCCGGUUGCCUCAUCGACCCCAUAAGAUUUUGAGGCAGAUAUCAGGCUAUGAUCCUUGUACAGAGAAGUAUGCUGAGAUUUAUUAUAACAGGCCUGAUGUGCAAAAAGCCCUCCAUGCCAACAUUACCAGAAUUCCUUAUAAGUGGACUGCUUGCAGCGAAUUACUAAACCGCAAUUGGAACGACACAGAUCCAUCAGUUCUUCCAAUCUAUAGGCAAAUGAUAGCUGGUGGCUUGAGAGUUUGGGUUUUCAGUGGAGAUGUGGACUCUGUGGUGCCAGUUACUGCAACAAGGUAUUCUCUUGCACAACUGAAAUUAACAACCAAAAUUCCAUGGUAUCCUUGGUAUGUUAAGAAACAGGUGGGAGGAUGGACAGAAGUCUAUGAAGGAUUGACAUUUGCAACAGUGAGAGGGGCAGGUCACGAGGUUCCACUCUUCAAGCCAAGAGCAGCUCUGCAGCUAUUCAAAUCAUUUUUAAGAGGAGAACCUCUUCCAAAGUCUUGAUGAAGAAGAACAAAAAGAAAAAUGAAAAAAAUAAAUAAAUUCAUUCAAAGUCUUUGGUUCUGAUGUUCUUGUUGUGAAGAAAGAAAUUCACUAAUGUGCCAUUUUUAAGUUAAUAGGGAGAGAGAAAGAGUUUGAUUUAUCCAAUAGGGAAAUUGUGAAAAUUGGAAUGAACAGGCCUUUGCUUUGCAUUUCUUUGAAAUGAAAGUUGGUGAAAAUAUUUAAUGCAUAA